Molecule: messenger RNA, 2151 nt
Organism: Etheostoma spectabile (orangethroat darter)
Lineage: Eukaryota; Metazoa; Chordata; Actinopteri; Perciformes; Percidae
Product: polycomb protein suz12-B-like
Cellular component (GO): nucleus; RSC-type complex; ESC/E(Z) complex
Molecular function (GO): chromatin DNA binding
Source: RefSeq, a predicted model, not a curated record
AUGAUGAACUCUGUGAAGAAGCCGAAGAUGGAGCAGAUUCAGGCCGACCAUGAGCUGUUCCUACAGGCCUUUGAAAAACCAACUCAGAUAUACAGAUUCCUACGCACUAGGAAUUUAAUUGCACCCGUAUUUUUGCACAGGACUCUCACCUAUUCUCACAGAAACGGUCGAACAAAUGCCAAAAGGAAAACAUUCAAAGUUGAUGAUAUGUUGCAGACAGUUGAGAGGAUGAAGGGAGAGCAGGAUUCUCCAAGCUUGUCUUCACAUCUACAAUUAACCUUCACUGGGUUCUUCCAUAAGGAUGAAAAGCCAUCUCAGAAUUCAGAAAAUGAACAAAAUUCUGUGUCCUUAGAGGUGCUACUUGUCAAAGUCUGCCAUAAAAAACGCAAGGAUGUCAGCUGCCCGAUAAAGCAAGUGCCUACAGGUAAAAAGCAGGUGCCUUUGAAUCCUGACAGUAACCAAACCAAGCCUGGCUCCCACCCUUCCUUACUGGUAUCCAGCAACGAGUUUGAGCCCAGCAACAGCCACAUGGUCAAGUCCUACUCGCUCCUGUUCAGGGUGUCACGCACAGGGAGGAGGGAUACUAAUGGUCUGGUCAACGGAGAGGCCAACGAGAACAUUGAUGUUACAGAUACCCCUAGUAGAAAGAAGAGAAGUUCAUCCCAUAGAGAUGAGGGAGAGACCACAGAGACCUUUGUUGCACAGAUGACGGUCUUUGAUAAGAAUAGGAGAUUGCAGCUGCUGGAUGGGGAAUAUGAGGUGUCGAUGCAAGGGAUGGAGGACAGCCCUGUCAGCAAGAAGCGAGCUACGUGGGAAACCAUUCUUGAUGGAAAGAGACUGCCACCAUUUGAGACAUUUUCUCAGGGCCCCACAUUGCAGUUUAUGCUGCGUUGGACAGGUGAUGCUAGCGGAAAGUCCACUGCUCCCGGCAAACCCCUUGCUACACGCAACUCCGACAGCUCCAGCCCCAUGGAGACUAGAACCAGCAAUCACCGAGCUGCCCUCAUGACAGUGAAAGAGUCAGUCAGCACAGACAUUCAGACGAGGAAAGAGCAGGUCCUGUGUGAGCCGCGGCAGAAGCUACGUAUAUUUUAUCAGUUCUUGUACAACAAUAACACGCGGCAGCAAACCGAGGCAAGAGAUGAUCUUCACUGUCCCUGGUGUACCCUGAACUGCAGCAAACUCUACAGCCUGCUCAAGCACCUCAAACUCUCCCACUCCCGCUUCAUCUUCAACUAUGUGCCUCACCCCAAAGGAGCAAGGAUAGAUGUGUCCAUCAAUGAGUGCUAUGACGGCUCGUACGUUGGCAACCCUCAGGACAUCCACAGCCAACCCGGCUUUGCUUUUAGCCGCAAUGGCCCAGUUAAGAGGACUGCCGUCACUCACAUACUGGUUUGCAGGCCCAAGAGAACCAAACCGAGUCUGUCGGAGUUCCUGGAGUCUGAGGAUGGAGAGUUGGAGCAGCAGAGGACCUAUGUCAGCGGACACAACCGCCUCUACUUCCACAGUGACAGCUGCAUGCCCCUGCGGCCCCAGGAGAUGGAGGAGGACAGCGAGGACGAGAGAGAUCCAGAAUGGCUCAGAGAGAAGACUGCCACGCAACUGGAUGAGUUCACAGAUGUCAAUGAGGGAGAGAAAGAAGUGAUGAAGUUGUGGAACCUGCACGUCAUGAAGUAUGGAUUCAUAGCAGACAACCAGAUGAAUCAAGCCAUCAUGCUGUUUGCGGAGAACACUGGUGCUCACAUCAUCCGCCGCAACCUCUGUCGCAACUUCCUCCUGCAUCUGGUCAGCAUGCACGACUUCAACCUGGUAAGCACAGCCACUAUUGACCGUGCCAUGGCUCGUCUGCGACAGAUCCAAGAAGAGCUUCCAGACACAGAGGAGCAGCAGCAGGACCAUACUGUGGUAUCAGCAGGAUCCUACAAUGGCAAUGCCGUCACCUCCACUGGAGGGAAACAGGGCAAGAGGACAAAAAGCUCACUAACGGACUGAUGUAGGAUGGAUGGAACAACAAUUGUUUUGUUUCCUUCUUCAAUGAACAUUACCAACCCUUUGGUGCUUAGAUAAGUGGGAGCACUGGUCUGCGCAGAAUCUGACCUGAAGCAGACCAGUAUACAAGGUAAACAAGUUUUUGGAACUUGAGAACUGAAC